UCCACUUGGAAUCACCAAUCAUAAAUACUUUUACUUGCUCAAGCAACUAUCAUGCCACCAAAAAAAGCUGAAGCUGCAGCACCAAUUGCGAAUUUUGGCAGAGUCCGUAACAAUCUGCGUAUGGGAGUGGUAGGUCUUCCCAAUGUUGGCAAGUCGUCGCUUUUUAAUGUUCUGACUUCUCAAUCCGCUCCAGCCGAAAACUUUCCUUUUUGUACCAUUGAUCCAAACGAAGCUCGCUGCCCAGUUCCUGAUGAACGCUACGACUUUCUCUGCAGUCUGUGGAACCCUCCAUCUACUCAGCCAGCCUAUCUCCAUGUCACCGACAUUGCUGGGUUGAUCAAAGGUGCAAGUGAAGGUGCCGGUCUUGGAAACGCAUUCCUGUCCCAUAUCCAAGCGGUCGAUGGCAUUUUCCAUGUUGUUCGUGUCUUUGAGGACAACGAUAUUGUUCAUGUUGAGGAAAACAUUGAUCCCAUCCGAGACUUGGAGAUCAUCACUGCUGAAUUGUGCAAAAAGGAUCUUGAGUUUGUGAAAAAGGCUCAGGUAGCAGAAGACCUUGCCGUGCGCAAAUCCGGUGGAAAGUUUAAGCUCUCAGCAACCUUUAUUGGAUUGAUUGAAAAACUGUACAAGCUGCUGGAAAGCAACACUCCAGUGAGAUCUGGAGAAUGGUCUACAACUGAAGUUGAACUCAUCAAUGACAAAAUGUCCUUGAUUACGACAAAACCCAUUGUGUACCUCAUCAACAUGUCCAAGACUGAUUUUCUACGUAAAAAGAACAAGUGGUUGCUCAAGAUCAAAACUUGGAUUGAUGGACAUGGUGGAGGUGUAAUGAUACCCUUUUCAGUAGAGUUUGAACAGCAAUGGUCGGCUCUUGCACCUGAAGAAAAGAGUGCAUUUAUAGAGGAAAAUGGACCUGGAGCGGUGUCUACUCUUCCCAAGAUGAUUACUACUGGGUACAAGGAGUUGAAUCUGAUUUAUUUUUUUACCUCGGGUGAGAAAGAAGUGCGUGCAUGGACCGUAUACAAGGGCGUCUCGGCUCCCGACGCGGCAAGUGUCAUUCAUACAGAUUUUGGCAAGGCAUUCAUCAAGGCUGAAGUUGUUUCUUAUGCAGACUACAAGGAACUGUGUGGUGGUCAGAAAGGCAUGGCAGCUAUAAAAUCUGCUGGAAAAUAUCGCAUUGAAGGCAAGACGUACAUUGUUCAAGAUGGUGAUAUUAUCUACUUCCAAAUCGGUACUUUGACUGCUCCCAAGAAAAAGUAGAUGGUUUAUCUAGUUGUUGCAAAUGAAUAGUCUUUAUGAUAC
Batrachochytrium dendrobatidis JAM81 is the source of this 1299-nucleotide messenger RNA. RefSeq lists its product as uncharacterized. Gene Ontology annotation, molecular function: ATP hydrolysis activity; ATP binding; GTP binding. Lineage: Eukaryota; Fungi; Chytridiomycota; Chytridiomycetes; Rhizophydiales. The coding region runs from base 52 to 1257 and encodes 401 amino acids. The transcript has a single exon. Gene Ontology annotation, cellular component: cytoplasm. The record is from RefSeq and is a predicted model, not a curated record.